This is a messenger RNA of Brassica napus (rape), 2126 nucleotides long. RefSeq lists its product as uncharacterized. NCBI's taxonomy places the organism in Eukaryota, Viridiplantae, Streptophyta, Magnoliopsida, Brassicales, Brassicaceae. The transcript has a single exon. Bases 785 to 2095 code for a protein of 436 amino acids. The record is from RefSeq and is a predicted model, not a curated record.
GCCAACUAAAUACAUACGUGCUUCACUUUGAGGCCAGCUCAUAUCUCAUCUCUAAGUGGUGAACAGAGGUCGAAACUAUAAGUUUGCGUAAAGGGAGGGAGCAUAGCUAAUCUCAGACCCCACCUUGGUAUCCAAUGGCAGCCACUAACCUCUAGCGUCCACGGUGUUUCACAAUUAUUCCGGUAACAUAAAAUAUCAAUCCUUGUCACGUAUAUUUUUUUUUGUUCACCUAAUAAUUCAUUCAAAAGGGUUAAACCGGGUUCGGUACAAAACCACUAAAAGCUUGUUUAGCGAAACCGUCUUCCCAGACAAGGUUCUCACGAUGACGAAAUCGAAAGCAAAUAUCAUCAAAGUACGAAGCAAGCAAAUGGAUAUCAGAAAUAGUUCCAUGAAGACCGGAGAAAUCCUUGUCACGUAUCUACCGACUACAAAUUUUAGCUGAAUAAAUAUCAUUUAUGAUCUAAACAAAUGUUUGUUUUGAUGAUCUGAAUAAAUGAUUUCUAUUAUAGUGUGAGGAUAAAUGGUUUGAUCAUUUCCUUGUAUCCAAUUAGUACAAACCCCAUAAAAAAUCAUUUUUUUAUCCGACGAUUGCAUGAAUCAUACACGUACUACAAUUUGGAAACGUUUGACAAAAUGUUCAAAAAAACGUUUCCAAGAAAAGAAAGAAAGAUAGUUGAAACUGAUGAUUGAAAUGUUUGGCUUUGAACCUAAAACCAGAGUGUCUGUUUUACUUCUCUCUCUAUCAAAUUCGAUCAAAGAGUUUGAGAAUCCAAUCUAAACUCAAAUGGAUCCGUGCUCUUUCGUACGGAUCAUAGUCGGAAACUUGGCCGUUAGGUUUCCGGCUUCUUCGUCUUCCGAACCGUCUGUUUCAGCUCCAAAUUGCUACUGCAAAAUCAGAUUCAAGAACUUUCCUCGCCAGAUCAUUUCUGUUCCGGUUAUCUUCCAAACCGAAUCUGAAUCCGAGAGUCGUUCCUCCAGUACUGUCGCUGCUUGCUUCAGUUUAAGCAAAGCUCAGAUAGAUGCUUCUUUGAAGAAGACUAAGUUCAGCGUCCUCUCCGUCGAGACUUAUUUACGCGGUGAUGUCGUUAGCGGCGCGUCGUGUGGACUCGCUCCCGCGAGUGAGAAGUUACUCGGACGAUUCGAGGUUUCGCUGGAUUUGAAAGCGGCGGAGACGAAAACGUGUGCGGCACACAAGGGAUGGGUUGCCUUGAGAUCCAAGAAAGGGAGGAAUAAAGCUGAAUCCGAUCCGGAGCUCCAUGUUAGCGUACGGGUUGAACCCGACCCGAGAUUCGUGUUUCAAUUCGACGGCGAGCCGGAGUGCAGCCCUCAGGUUUUCCAAGUACAAGGAAACACGAAACAAGCGGUGUUCACUUGCAAGUUCGCCGCGAGGAGUUGCAUAUCGUCGGAAAAGGAACAACAGUCCAAAGAGAGAAAAGGUUGGUCCAUAACGGUUCAUGGUCUCUCCGGCUCACCGAUAGCGAUGGCUUCCAUGCUCACACCUUUCGUUCCAUCACCCGGCUCGAACCGCGUGACCAAAUCAAGUCCCGGCGCGUGGCUUAUUCUCCGACCCGACGGUUGCACGUGGAAGCCAUGGGGACGGCUAGAAGCAUGGCGUGAAGCUGGUUACUCCGAGAAACUCGGUUACAGCUUCGAGCUCUUACAAGACGGAGUCGCCACUGCCGUCUCCGCUUCCUCAUCAAUCAGUUUGAAAAAUGGCGGGAGUUUUGUAAUAGACGUUACCGGCGGGACAACCACGGCGGUCUCUACGCCGACAACGAGUCCUUAUGGAAGCUGUGAUCUCGGGUCUAGAUCUAGCUCCGGGUCGAGAUCAGGAUCCGGGUCGGAUUUUGGAUACCUACUGCCGCAGCAUCCGGCGCAAAACAGAGGGUUUGUUAUGUCGGCUUCGGUGGAAGGAGUUGGGAAACGGAGCAAACCAGAGUUGGAAGUCGGUGUGACGCACGUAACAUGCACGGAGGAUGCAGCAGCGCACGUGCUGUUAGCUGCGGCGGUAGAUCUCAGUUUGGACGCUUGCAAGCUGUUUUCUCAUAAGCUAAGGAAAGAGUUAAGACAGCAAAGCCAGCUUGGUGUCGUUUGACGUUUGACCAAUUCAUGAAUUGUCUUCUAGA